Molecule: messenger RNA, 1482 nt
Organism: Aspergillus glaucus CBS 516.65
Lineage: Eukaryota; Fungi; Ascomycota; Eurotiomycetes; Eurotiales; Aspergillaceae
Product: cytochrome P450
Exons: 7
Coding region: 1-1482 (493 amino acids)
Molecular function (GO): heme binding; iron ion binding; monooxygenase activity
Source: RefSeq, a predicted model, not a curated record
AUGUGCUGUGCUCUACAGAGCUGCUUAUAUCUGCAGGAAUCUCGGCUGGAUAUCGCAUUCCACACGGGUCUCUUUGGCAGCAUGGUGCUGUAUAGGCUUUUUUUCCAUCCACUGCGGAAUUUCCCUGGCCCAGUAGGUGCGAGAAUAUCACGUCUGCACGCCUCUUUUCUCACCUUGAAAACAGCUCAAAUGCACUAUGUGGUUCAAGAUAUGCAUAGGCAAUAUGGAGAUGUGGUUCGCACCGGGCCACGGGAGGUAUCCAUCUGCCGUCCAUCUGCUAUCCGUGCUAUAUAUGGACCUCCGACCCGAUGCACAAAAUCGCCCUGGUAUGAUCAGAAUUUUCCGGAAGGCGUCGGGAAGCCUUUAAUUGGUAUACGAGAUCCCAAGACGCAUAAUAAGCGGCGUCGUGUUUGGGAUCGCGGAUUUAGGAUCCAAGCCCUCAACGAGUACGAACCUCGCAUCGUCGCCAAAACUCGACUGUUAGUCUCCAAAAUAAACGAGCGCCAUGCCCAACCGCUCAAUAUCACUAACUGGAUUUCCUGUUAUGCCUUCGAUGUGAUGGGUGAUAUCGCACUGGGUAUGGAGUUUGACAUGCUGAAACAUGGACAAAAGCCGCCUGCAGUCAAACAACUCCAGUCAACUAUCAACGUGGUAGCAGUCGGCGGGACUAUCCCAUGGCUGGCUCCUCUAGUCAUGGAUAUUCCCGGUGUGAUGCCGCUUAUCAACCCGUUCAGGCGGUUAUGCCAUUUAUUACUUGAGGAGAGACGGCAGACUGUGUCCAGAGAUGAAUACCCAAAAGAUAUCAUAUCCUGGUUGAUCCAAGCAAAAGGAGACGGUGACCCGGGAGCAGCCCCCUCCGAAAUCGCUUUACAAGAUGACGCAUGGACACUAGUUGUUGCGGGCAGUGACACUGUAUCAACUGCCCUCACCAACGCUUUGUUUUACCUCUCAACCCACCCUACCAUUUUCUCCAAACUCCAAUCAGAGCUCGACAAUGUCUUCCCACACGGCAUGCAAGACUGGUCAUACGACAUAGUGAGAGAUAUUAAAUAUCUAGACUACAUCAUCAACGAGACUCUUCGCCUUAAACCCUCAGUCCCCGGUGGUCUUGCACGCGUCACGCCACCGGAAGGCCUGCAAAUUGACGACAUCUAUAUUCCGGGUGACAUGAUAGUGACUGUUCCUACAUUUACCAUCCAGCGGAAUGAGCGGUAUUUCACCAGGGCGAGAGAGUUUAUUCCAGAACGGUGGGAGGGGGUUAGCACGGAGAGCGUGCCGUUUAUUCCUUUUUCACGAGGUACAUUUGAUUGCGCCGGUAAUAAUAUAGCGUGGAUGGAGCUCCGGAUGGUUUUGUCGACAGUUGCACUUGAAUAUCACGUGUGUGUGGCGGAUGACGCCCAUGUGGCUUUUGAUGGACAGGAGAGAGAUGCUUUUAUGCUUGCGUUGCCGGAUUUGUUUGUGGUGUUUAAGACGCGCAGGUAG